AUGGUUCAUCUACAAGCUGUGAAAGGGAUUCUCAGAAAAGUGUUUGUUACCCCUACAAAGACUAACAAGGAGGUGGCAGUGAUUCCAAACUCUAGCAUUCUUGCAGCAGCUGGCCAGAAAAUGGCAAGUACUCCAGGUGUCAGUGCAACUCUAUUCAAUGCACUUGCAAAGGCUAAUAUUAAUGUGAGAGCUAUAGCACAAGGGUGCUCCGAGUACAACAUCACUGUAGUUGUAAAAAAGGAAGAUUGUGUAAGAGCCUUACGAGCAGUUCAUUCAAGAUUCUAUCUUUCAAAAACAUCAAUAGAUGUGGGUAUUAUUGGGCCUGGGCUUAUUGGUGCCGCUUUACUUAAUCAGCUUAGAGAACACGCAGCAGUGCUAAAGGAAAAAUCCAACACAGAUUUACGUGUCAUGGGAAUCCUUGGAUCAAAGAAAAUGCUGCUGAGUGACACGGGUGUUGACCUUUCUACAUGGAAAGAAGUUCAUAAGGAGAAAAGGGAAAAAGCUGAUUUGGAAAAGUUUGUUCAACAUAUCACUACCAUGACUGGUUGCGAGAAGGAAUUCAUGUCAUUACCACUUGAUAAGUAUUUGAACACGAGAGCUCUUCAAAGGCAAUCAUUUACUCAUUACAUUUAUGAAGCCACUGUUGGAGCUAGUCUUCCAAUCAUGCAUACUUUACGAGAUUUACUUCAAACAGGGGACAAGAUUAUACGCAUUGAAGGAAUUUUCAGGAAAAGGGUUCAAACUGUUCUCUUUAGUAAGGAAGAAGAUGCAGAAUGGUAUUCACGGGCAACCAACUUUAUCUCAGAGCCUGUUAUAGACUACACUGCAAUUUAUCUAUUCAGUAACCUUGGACAAUGUGAGAAGAAUAGUAGCGAUCUAGUAAAAAAGCUUAAUGAAAAGGAAAGCGACUUGUACAUUUUUGAUCUGGAGAAGCAUCCUGAAGAAAGUAAGAAGAGGAUAUCAGAUCUGGAGGAAAAAGCUUCAAAGAAUUUGUCAUCACAAAACCCUAGUUCUUGA
This is a messenger RNA of Lactuca virosa, 1017 nucleotides long. NCBI's taxonomy places the organism in Eukaryota, Viridiplantae, Streptophyta, Magnoliopsida, Asterales, Asteraceae. The record is from the annotation of a GenBank genome assembly.